Molecule: messenger RNA, 1203 nt
Organism: Klebsormidium nitens
Lineage: Eukaryota; Viridiplantae; Streptophyta; Klebsormidiophyceae; Klebsormidiales; Klebsormidiaceae
Source: the annotation of a GenBank genome assembly
CACCACAAUCCCUGGGCUGGCAGACGAUGCAUUGCUUCUGUUUUGAAUAGGGCGCCAUCGCAUUUCAGCUUUCUCACCAGGUCACUAGCAUUUCCUCAAUUGUGUUUCUGAACGAGCCCGUGCUUGCAUCACAACGCUCCCCGAUAGAGGAAGGUGUUUGGCACACAGACUUGAGGGAGCAUUGGCCGAAGUUUCAUUGCAGGCGCUCCGUCUUUUAUAGAGGAUGGCGGUCGCGAAGCGGCUCUUGCUGCAGUUGCACGUUGUCAUCGCUGUUGCAUUUCUCCUGGAUGGUGCUGCGGGUCUGAGAAUGGCAAUCAUGCGGACAGAGUGCCUGACAGAGGAGGUGGCAAAUGAGGGGGACAUUGUGACUGGGUCGUUUGUUGUCCUGGACCAUCAGAGCGCAUGGGCGGAGCAGCACCCGGGGAUGGACUUGGGGGUGACCGGUCCUGGCAACAACCACGUGUACAGUACGCGCUGGAAGGUGGAGGACAAGUUCAGCUUCCGCGCGCUCAAGCCGGGGCCCUACAAGUUCUGCUUUACCAACCACGCUCCUGCCCCCAAGUCAGUCAUCUUCCAGGUGCACGUCGGCCACACGAUCUCGCCAGAGGAGAUCGCUAAAGCAGAGCACUUUGACCCGCUGGCGCUCCAGAUCGGCAAGGUGUCGGAGGCGCUCGCGCUGGUGGUGCAGGAGCAGGCCUACUUGCGGGCCAGGGAGGAGCGGCACAGGAUAACUAAUGAGAGCACCAGUAGGCGGGUGGUGUUUUACUCCUUUAUCGAGACGGCAGGGAUUGUCACGGCAAGUCUUCUGCAGGUCUUCUUCCUUCGAAGACUGUUCGAGAAACGCGGAAAACGGGUAUCUGUAUAGGAUAUCAACUGUCGUCGUCGUUCUCUCGGGUUAACUCAACGUGCAUAGAAGUGUUCAUUCCCUGUUCCGUAAAGCAGUGUACUUUCGAGCAACUGGAAACAGUUCCAGCACUUGCCUGUGGCCAGUACUCAGAGUCGCUUUGUUACUGGCCCCUAACUUCAGCAGCUGAAUGAGUCGAGCAUGCAGGCUGACGUCAUCUUAAGUUUCCUUGACGACCACUGCUCGUGUUAUUGACGAUCUCCGUUUUGUUAGCACUGCGCUGCACCCAUGUUUUGAAAAGCCUUAGCCAAAAAGGUUGGAGCUUUCAACGAGACCAAUUGCUUCUGAUCCCGGCCGGC